Messenger RNA from Rhagoletis pomonella (apple maggot), 722 nucleotides. RefSeq names its product serine/arginine-rich splicing factor 2-like. Bases 108 to 674 code for a protein of 188 amino acids. The record is from RefSeq and is a predicted model, not a curated record. The transcript has 3 exons. Lineage: Eukaryota; Metazoa; Arthropoda; Insecta; Diptera; Tephritidae. Gene Ontology annotation, molecular function: RNA binding.
GGGACGCCAUUUUAUAUCUGUUCUUUGAAGAGGAAGUGAGCUCAGAGAAAACGCGCUUUUCAGAAAUUUUUUAAUUAAAUAAGGGCUCUUUUAUAAGGAAAUAAAAAAUGAGUGGAGGUGGAAAUAAUGCUGCACGACCGCCGCCAAGAAUUGAGGGCAUGAUAUCGCUGAAGGUUGAUAAUUUAACAUAUCGCACUACGCCCGAGGACUUGAGGCGUGUAUUUGAGCGAUGUGGCGAGGUUGGUGACAUUUACAUCCCUCGCGACCGAUAUACCCGUGAAAGCCGUGGUUUCGCUUUUGUUAGAUUUUAUGAUAAACGUGAUGCAGAGGACGCAUUAGAGGCCAUGGAUGGUCGAAUGCUUGAUGGCAGGGAGUUGCGUGUUCAGAUGGCUCGCUAUGGUCGACCAAAUUCUCCGACACGUCGCACCAAUAAUAGACGUGGCGGCGGAGGUGGUAGACGUCGUUCGCGUUCACCUGUACGUAGGCGCUCCCGUAGCCCCCGUCGUCGUUCGUAUUCACCUAGAUCCAGAUCUCGUUCGGCGGCAGGUAGUCGUUCACCUGUUCGACGCAGCAAGUUUUCACGCAGUCCAGUUGGUCGUAAAUCUUUGAGCCGUAGCCAAAGUCGCAACGGUAUAGCUGCUCGUAGUGCGUCACGCAGUCGAAGCCGGUCCUAAAGAUGACAACUUAUCACUGCGACAAAUCAUUGAUAUCUUUAAUCAGAG